This is a messenger RNA of Closterium sp. Naga37s-1, 678 nucleotides long. The record is from the annotation of a GenBank genome assembly. NCBI's taxonomy places the organism in Eukaryota, Viridiplantae, Streptophyta, Zygnematophyceae, Desmidiales, Closteriaceae.
AUGGCUCGUAAGCGUAAGGGGCAGGCCCUUAACGACUGCCCCAAGGAUCUUGACGACAUUCCUUACAUCCGCUGGAUGAACCAGCAGAUCGCCAACGGGCGCCAUCCGAAGGGAUUAUCCGCGCCGCCCGUGCUUGACGGCCACGGAUCGGUUGAGAAACCACCGUGGUAUCCGUACCUGGAGCUGCACAACCAGGACACCGCCGCAGCCGCACCGCAUGCGGUGGACGGCGGCGGCGCCACGGACGUCAACGUGCCGGCCGGCAUGGAGGUUCCAAGUUCGUCUCAGCCAGGCACGUCAACACCAACCUUUACGGCUCCGCCGCCGCCGACCACCGCAACACCUAGGCGCGCACGGGUGCACGAGACGGCUACCAUGCAAGCAGCCAAGCUGGUCUCCGCGACCAUCAAGGAUUGUCACGGUGACGCGAUGACGCGCAUUGAGAGCCUCGUCCGUGAAUGGAUGGCGCAGGACAUGCGACUUGCCCGCGAGCGCAUGACUGAAUCGGCGCCCCCGGACGUGCACCGUGCGCCGCCGGAUUUCAGCCCUCCUCCGCCACGCGGGGAGUCCGCACCACCUCCCGAAGCCGCACAGCAUGGCGACGAUGUUGGCGACGUCAACACCGUCACUCCGGGUGCUGAGGAUGUGGAGAUAUGGGUGCGCGGCGCCGACGAUUAG